This is a messenger RNA of Saccostrea cuccullata (small rock oyster), 1268 nucleotides long. RefSeq lists its product as uncharacterized. Lineage: Eukaryota; Metazoa; Mollusca; Bivalvia; Ostreida; Ostreidae. The record is from RefSeq and is a predicted model, not a curated record. The coding region runs from base 250 to 1131 and encodes 293 amino acids. The transcript is spliced from 2 exons.
CUUGGCGAAAAGACACCUGUGGAUUUCAUUGUACUCUGAAUAAUAAAACGUUAGCAAAACCCCUGCACUGACUGUUGCAUGGAAUUCAAUGAUUGCUUUCCUUUGUGUUGGGAGAUUGAAAUACAUGUACACUGUACAAUAUACGACACAUAGGUUGCAAGGCGAGAUGUUUAUACGUCAUUCAUUUGUGUGCAUGUUUAGCUGUUAAGGAAAAUAAAUAGUGAGGGUGACUUAUUUUAUAGUGCAGCAAUGGAUCUCGAAAACCCAACAUGUAAUGGCGAACUUACUGAUUCCUCCCCUUACGAUGAGGAAAUGCAGAGACGAGCAAACAAACUUAACGUCCGUCCCCUAGGACAAGUAGCCAGGGAGAGUCGACUGGAGCGACAAAUGGAGAAAGCCCUGUUCAGGAAUCAAGUGAAAUUUCUCAGUGAUCUAAUUCAAGCCAGGAAAACGCUGGGGAUCCCAUAUCACGAAUCAUACCCAAGGAUUUCAAGUAGACUUUCAAAUCAUUCAAUCACAAUAGAGGAGAAAUAUAAAUACGUUAACAAUGCCUUUCAUGCCCGCUAUUUCAAUACCGUGUCUCAAAGUGUGUUAAAUGCUUCGGACAGACGAUUGGAGAACUACCCGCAUAGAGUUGUCCCUCCUUCCUGUCACCGACAGAUGGAAACCGGAAAUAGAAUGAAGUCGGCCUACUGUGACGUAUUUGGUCCGAAAUUAUGUUCAGAUUGCACUCGCUCGAGGAAACGAGUCAAGAGUGCGCAAGACCAGAGGUAUUAUUUUCCAAAUAUCGCCGUCCAUUCAAAAGCUCUCGUUGCCCCUGAAAGACUAGAGAAAAUUCUGUUGUAUCACGAAAGGGACUAUUUUUCGAGCCCAUCAGGUGAUACAACCAUAUACGAUCUGAGUAGUAUAUGCAAAGGCCCGGAUGGAGGAGGGCCGCAUGUGUUUCCGGAAAAUGAAAUUUUAGAAAGAGUUAGGAGUGGCAAAAAACUUGAAGCUCAGAAAAUGAUUGAAAUGGGAGAAAAGGAAAUUGCCCCUAUAGCUCCGCCUAGCAGUAGACGGAAUUCCUUAACACAAAUGCCACAAUUUUUGCAAAACAAUGAAAUGCGUGUAACGGUUUCUUUUGCUGUGUGAGGCAUAGUAUAAAACUACUCUCGUCAAAUUCAGUCCAAAUUGCACGUAAAAUGAUCAUGUAAACAUUGAAUUUUUUGUCAUUCUUAAAUGUAUUUGGUGACGAAUACUGAACAAAAUGGAUCAACAAACAUUAUUGU